CGUCAUCCGAAUGUUUCUCUGACCGCGAAAUUCUACGCUCUGCCACACAAAGCCUAAACAAAGCCUUCCCCUUUAGGUUUGAUUUCCCCGAUCAGAAAACCCUAAUUCUUUUGACAUGGAAGGAGAGCUUCAAGGAGAUUGGGAAGUGCUUCAUAGCUCAGGAUCUACUCAUGAGGAGGAGAAUUCGAAGAUCUUGGAGGAGAUUGAUGAUGAAGAUGGCGCCCAAGGUAUGAUUACCUCCGAUUACUUCUCUCUCGAGAACAAUAAAGGUGUGUGUCGUGUUGAUGCGAUCGAUGAAGAUGGGCCUCUUCAAUCGGGUAGCCCAGGCUGGAUCGAGCCUCGCUCCGACGCUCCUUAUGGCCCGAGGCAUUUUAGCGAAUUAUGGUCGGAUUCGAGCAGCGAUCGGCUCGAUGAUCAGAGAUUAGUCGGUGAUGAGUUGGGUUUAGAGAAAUCAGAUGAACACAGCGAAAGUGUAGCGGAAGAGAGGCAUCUGGGGAAAGAUUGGUUUGAUUCUAGUGGAGAAAUUGGUUUAGUGAGCUCUGGAGGAGGAAUCGAUAUCGUGAGAGAAGAGGAAUCUCCAAAGUAUAUCUCUAUUGAUUCAUCUGUUAAAUCUGGAGGAUUUGUGUGGUGGAAGAUUCCGAUAGAGGUGUUGAAGUCUUGUGUUUUUAGGGUCAAUCCUGUUUGGUCUCUCUCCAUGGCAGCAGCGUUUGUGGGUUUUGUUAUGUUAGGUCGCAAAUUGUAUCACAUGAAGAAGAAGAGCCGUACCUUGCAGCUUAAGGUUCUGCUUGAUGAUAAGAAGGUGGCGAAUCGUGCUGCUCGGUUGAACGAAGCUAUCUCGUUAGUGAAACGUGUGCCCAUAAUCCGACCAGCACUCCCAUCAUCGGUGGGUAUGAACCAGUGGUCUAUGAUGAGUUUGCGGUGAAAGAUAAGUAAAGUGAAUGCAUAUAUGUGUGAUGAAUGAUUGAUGUUGUUGGCAUGUAUCAUAUGAUUGUGUUUAUAUGAGAAGUCUCAAAAUGUUACAAAACAUGCAAAAGAUGCUUGCAAGUUUGUACCGUGUGUGUGUAUAUGUAUAUAUAUUGUUACUUGUAUGGUGUACACAAAUUGAAUCAGGAUCAUAACAAUACAGCUUUGGUGGUUACGGAAAUGUAAAACUCUAAAGCGGUAAGAUACCUACUAAACAUUCUUCUAGAAGUGUAUAUGCGUAAACAUAUUUAAUUAACGUUAACUUUGAACAAAAUAUCUUUUGCUUUCUUACUCUUGAGGCCUACCUUGUUGAGCUCCUAGGCUGGUCCAAGUCAUUUCUCUUAGGGGGCAGUGUCCAACUUAACAAAGAGAAAGAUAUGAUGGUUUUGUUAUGUUUGUCA
Thlaspi arvense is the source of this 1364-nucleotide messenger RNA. Lineage: Eukaryota; Viridiplantae; Streptophyta; Magnoliopsida; Brassicales; Brassicaceae. The record is from the annotation of a GenBank genome assembly.